AGCAACACAAGCAGAAAAGCGAAACAGUGAGUCAGCCUGUUCUACAGCAACAGUACGAUCCCUAUACCGGCCAACUGGUCAUGGUCAACACCGUCCACUCAUUUCAGCAAAAAGUCAUCAAGUUACGAACCAAAUUUCAUUUCGCUCGCGCAUUACCAUCCUUAUCCAGUAACCUAUAUCAACAUCGCGAAAAUGGUUCUACUAAUAUAAAUACUGAAGGGUCAUGGUGGAACUGGAAGCGCGAAAGCAUGAUAAGCAACAUAUUUAUAGAUAUUUAUCAUAUUAUCAAUCUUUUGCUCCCCCUCCCCUUCCGCACUACCAUCCUUCGCUAACCGAUGUCUAGUAGAUUAAGAACUACUCUUCUCCCUUUGGAUUUUGAGGGUAGUAAGAGCUAUGUAGCGUCUGGCCUCUAAUCCAGUACGAAAGUUCCUUAGAUGACAGAGUGGAAGCUCUGAAUCAAAACGGGUCUUGGGCACAACCUAACCUGAAUGCCGAACAAAAGGAGGCAGUUGUUAAGGGUUCUCUCACAAAUUCACUUUAAGAUCAACAUUUCCAGAAGAGGCAUCUCAGUCGUACUUUGGCAAAUAUAAAGUAUUGUUUUUUCGAUUUGAAUUAAGAGGUAAAGCUCAAAGGUGCGCUUUCUUGAUAAAGAUGAAUUUGUUGCUACGUACUGACAGUGAGGUCCUCUAAAGUUACCAUGGUGAUGUGUCAGCCGAGUGCUCCAGUUAUCUUGUGGGGCCCUCCCGGCACCGGGAAAACGAAAACCUUAGUAGAAACCGUGUAUCAAUUGUUAAGGUGGGUACAGAAUUUGGAUACUCAUUGUUUUUUAGUCUCCAAGACAGUAUGUGUGUGACUAGUAUGUGAGACUCCUGCCAUGUCAUUCAAAGGGUACAGAUAAGUUUGUAUUUGUGUGAUGCCACUCAUCGAGAACGGAGAUGCGGGAAUGUCGUUCCUAAGUACUUAAGAAGACAAAGGGGGAGCGCCCUUCUCCUAUCGACAUCCUCAGUAUUUGUUUCUGCCCUUUUCGCCUUGUCAUCAUUUUUGGCCGUGCAUGUUGGGAGACAGAGCAGCAUCAAAAAUUAUUAGCGAUGAGUAUCAAACGGCGCACCAAAGAUCAUAGGCGUGAUCUAUCUCUAAAACUGCUUUUCCGAACAGACAAUCCACGUAUUUUGGUGUGUACGCCGUCCAAUCACUCUGCCGAUCUGGUUGUGGAUCGUUUAGCCCAACUAGGCGUCUCGGAGAAAUACAUGUUUCGUUUGAAUGCUCGAUCCAGAGAGGUGGACGAUAUGAUGCAUUUUCUUAAGGCUUCAGCUAUAAUCCAUCCCCAGAAGCAUCCUGGGAAGCAUUUUCCUCCGCCAAGGGAAAAGCAAUCUUGGGACUUUGACUUUCUUCCAAGGGAAGAAGGAGACUUUCUUCCCAGGAGGACUUUCAAGAUAGACGGGAAGGUCUAACUUUCCUACCGUCCGGUACAAAUACUGCGGUCCCGAUCCGGAAAAGCCUGCGACCUUCCACGAGCUCCUACAAUACAGACUCAUCGUGUGCACCUGCGUGACAGCGAAUUACCUCUGGCAACUUGGUUUUGGUCCAGACACCUACACUGC
Amoebophrya sp. A25 is the source of this 1601-nucleotide messenger RNA. The record is from the annotation of a GenBank genome assembly. Lineage: Eukaryota; Dinophyceae; Syndiniales; Amoebophryaceae.